Exophiala aquamarina CBS 119918 is the source of this 402-nucleotide messenger RNA. RefSeq lists its product as uncharacterized. The record is from RefSeq and is a predicted model, not a curated record. The coding region runs from base 1 to 402 and encodes 133 amino acids. Lineage: Eukaryota; Fungi; Ascomycota; Eurotiomycetes; Chaetothyriales; Herpotrichiellaceae. The transcript has 2 exons.
AUGGUUGUGAGAAGAGUAGCUUUUGGAUUGGCUUCGGCCACCAUCGUCAUUGCCGGGGUUAUUCUCGACCAUGUAGGUGCCAAGUGCAUCGACGUGCGCAUCUUCCGGGGCACCUCGCGCAUGAAUGAGAGGUCACUGGUCUCAUAUGGUACCUGGGUAUUGAUCACUCCCAUCAUGUGGACCAUAGCAUGGAUCACUGCCGAGGCGAUCCCGGCCUUCAAUGAUCUCCUUGUUCUUCUCGCAGCCGCCUUCUGUAGCUGGUUUACUUUCGGUUUAGAAGGCCUAUUUUGCCUGCAUUUAAACAAGGGGAAGCUUUUCUCGACCCAAACCAAGUCGGCUUUAACAGUACUUAACAUCAUAGUCCUCGGGAUCUGCCUAGUCACGCUAGCUGCAGCGCUGUAA